Daldinia loculata is the source of this 2173-nucleotide messenger RNA. RefSeq names its product guanine nucleotide-binding protein subunit alpha. The record is from RefSeq and is a predicted model, not a curated record. Gene Ontology annotation, molecular function: G-protein beta/gamma-subunit complex binding; GTP binding; GTPase activity. Gene Ontology annotation, biological process: G protein-coupled receptor signaling pathway. Bases 374 to 1435 code for a protein of 353 amino acids. NCBI's taxonomy places the organism in Eukaryota, Fungi, Ascomycota, Sordariomycetes, Xylariales, Hypoxylaceae. Gene Ontology annotation, cellular component: heterotrimeric G-protein complex. The transcript is spliced from 5 exons.
UCCGAAUUGAUUCUCUCACCCUUUCGUAUUUUCCCCUUCUCAAACCAAUUCCUUAGGACAGGGGAGCGUCCGGCAACAAACCAAAGCUGCACUUUCAAAGGCAAAGGUGCUCCACUUGGUCAUCCAUCUCGCCCCGUCACAAUCUCUCGCGACCACCCUUUUUUUUACACUCUUCCUUUCCACUGUCAGCUUUUCUCAUCACAUUCGCCGUUUCUUUCCUUCGGCGAAUUUAUCCCCAUUUCUUAUCUAUCGUGUGUCUCUUCGCCAGUUCAAUUGACAUUUUCCGUCAUCACUCGACGUAGAUUAUUUUCGCGAUAGACGCCGAGUUUACAUUCGUUAUAACAUUUAGUCCAGACUCCUUUAAUCAGUCAAGAUGGGUUGCGGAAUGAGUACGGAGGAGAAGGAGGGCAAGGCCCGCAACGAGGAGAUUGAGAAUCAGCUUAAGCGUGAUAAGAUGAUGCAGCGCAACGAGAUCAAGAUGCUUCUUCUGGGUGCUGGUGAAUCUGGAAAGUCGACAAUCUUGAAGCAGAUGAAGAUAAUCAACGAGGGCGGUUACUCGCGCGACGAGCGAGAGUCAUUUAAGGAAAUUAUCUUCAGCAACACCGUUCAGUCCAUGCGCGUCAUUCUCGAGGCCAUGGAAUCCCUAGAGCUUCCAUUAGAAGAUCAACGAAUGGAGUAUCACGUUCAGACCAUCUUCAUGCAACCCGCUCAGAUCGAGGGUGACGUGUUGCCUCCUGAGGUUGGCAACGCAAUUGAGACUCUGUGGAAAGACCGUGGUGUCCAAGACUGUUUCAAGCGGUCGCGUGAGUAUCAAUUGAACGACUCUGCAAGAUAUUACUUCGACAACAUUGCCCGAAUUGCUGCACCUGACUACAUGCCUAAUGAUCAGGAUGUCCUUCGAUCUCGUGUCAAGACAACCGGUAUCACUGAGACAACCUUCAUCAUUGGCGAUCUAACUUACCGAAUGUUCGACGUCGGUGGCCAGCGAUCAGAACGUAAGAAGUGGAUUCACUGCUUCGAGAACGUCACCACCAUUCUGUUCUUGGUCGCUAUCUCUGAGUAUGAUCAGUUACUCUUCGAAGAUGAGACAGUAAACCGUAUGCAGGAAGCUUUGACCCUAUUCGACUCGAUCUGCAACUCCCGAUGGUUUAUUAAGACCUCUAUUAUCCUCUUCCUGAACAAGAUCGACCGAUUCAAGGAGAAGCUUCCCGUCAGCCCAAUGAAGAACUACUUCCCCGACUACGAAGGUGGCGAUGACUAUGCUGCCGCUUGCGACUACAUCCUUAACCGAUUCGUCAGUUUGAACCAGCACGAAACGAAGCAGAUCUACACGCAUUUUACAUGUGCAACAGAUACGACGCAAAUUCGCUUCGUUAUGGCUGCGGUUAAUGACAUAAUCAUCCAAGAGAACCUGCGUCUAUGCGGUCUUAUCUGAUUGAGAAUAAGAGUGUCACAAGCACAAAAUCUAUUAUAGAGCACCAGCUCACCCAAUACCCCCACGGUACCGCAUACUCGACGGCUGCCAGUGAUGUUAUAAAUCUGGCUAACGACUUGACCUGCGCCCUCACCAUGAACUGGCCAACGAUCUCCUUCCGUGUGUUUGUUUUGCGCCCGUUUUCGUCUCACAUACUCCUUUUAUACUCUUUGGUACGGCCCCUACCGGCCUUGCGCGAGGAUUCAGGACACCGUUGAUCGCACGAUCCGGAAGUAGUGACAGGAAGGAGGACGUUUGCAUCUAAAGUCACGGCGGAUUACAUACCUUGUUUAAUAACGAAUUCGCGGUUACGCCGGUUCCUUUCCAUUUUCUUUGCUUUUCAUAUUUUUUUUUUAAUCUAAGGCGUAAUGAGUGCCUUAGUGGGAUGGUUGAAAUCCGGCCGGGAGGUGGAUCGUAGGCAGUUGCCUCUUUACACAGUAAGGAGAGGAUGACUGAUGAAGCUAUACCAAUAAGGGGGGGAAAGCGUGGAAAGGCAGAUCCUGAACAAUUGGUUGGAUCUGUAAAAAGAUCAAUAAAAGCCCAUCCCAUUAUUAUAAUCUGUAUACCCUCUGAGAGCUGUUAUCUUGCAGUUGGCGUUCGAUGAAUUGAGUGGCCAUAGAUCGUGUCGCGUUAACCAGGUGGCAUUUAAUUGUACAGUAUAAAAGACUUUGAUAUGAUGUUAAAAGUGAUGUCCUUCGA